This is a messenger RNA of Helianthus annuus (common sunflower), 1744 nucleotides long. RefSeq lists its product as uncharacterized. NCBI's taxonomy places the organism in Eukaryota, Viridiplantae, Streptophyta, Magnoliopsida, Asterales, Asteraceae. The record is from RefSeq and is a predicted model, not a curated record. Bases 735 to 1361 code for a protein of 208 amino acids. The transcript is spliced from 4 exons.
ACCUAAAAAUUCCGGCAAAAAAUGCAUACUCGUUCCUCACCAAAUCUGGUUCCAAAAAAUCUGAUGAUUCACCCAAAUCAUAGAACCUUUCGAAGGACCCAUACCUUGAGAUCUGUAAGUUCACAGAUCCAGAAAUUCAAAGCUUGAAAUCCUGCUUUCCACCACAAACUGUUUUCCGACCCUUCGAUCCAUCUGCACGAAGCGACGACGUCUCGGAGACUUGGAUUUGUUUCCACGCACUCCCUUUUCUCCUAGGGUUUUCAUACACUUUUCCUCCUUUAACCCAUAGCUUCUUUAAACAUAUACGCAUUAGCUUUAGUCAUGUGAUGCCGAUGCUCUGGAGAGCUCUAUUUACCAUCGAAGAAGUUAUCAGACAAGAGGGAUUACAGUUCAACGUCCUUGAAUUGGCUUAUCUGUAUACCCUGGUUACUCAUGGUUCUAACCGAUUUUUGUUCAAGUCCAAGCCCCACCAGCCAACCCCUGUUUUAAAAACCACCAAAAACGAUUCUUCUUGGAAGAAUUAGUUUUUCUUCGUUAAGAGAGACUCUUUGCCGGAGGGAGACACCUUGUCUGUUAGGUGGAUCUCAAAGGUGAAAAACUUCGUGAAUCUUGCUGAGCUAUCGGGAACUGCUGAACGAGCCAAAGCUUUUUUGAAUCUCGACCCUAUCGAGAGGACAUUUAAAAUAAGGAUCCAGGAUCCUACAGAGGACGAUCAAACAUAUUUAGCCCACAACAUGUCAAGCAUUCAGAAAUCCACUCCCAAGUCUUCUGCUGUUGCCCUUGAUGAUAUCAAUAGUAUGAUUAUCUCCAAACCAACCAGAAGGACCGUCCCUGAUGCUGAGCCUCGCCAAGUUACUACCAGAGCUAAGUCUGGAUCAAAGAGGAGGAAGACCUCUGAACCAGACAUCGACCUUUUCGACAUCGAGAAAAGGCUCCAUGAUGUUCUGACCGAGGAAUUCAGCCGCCUGAAGGUCCAUCAUGAGAAAAGAAUUGCUGAAUACGAAGAGACUCUGACUAGGAUACGCUCCGCCGCUGCCGCCAAGGACAAGACCAUCACAAAUUUAGAGAAAGACAAACAAGACUUGGAGGCGCAACUGCUACAUUCCGAGAUGGGGAUUCACGAGGCUGCUAUGAACGCCACCGACGAAGCAAAGGUUUGUGCUGCCCGGGCUAUCCUCCAGGAUCGAAUCGAGAUGGCUCAGGAAGCAAUGGACUCUAGCUUUGACCGGGCAACCUGGGAGGUAGCUUCUUGGGAGAUGGAGCAGAAGAACCUGGGCGGUGAUGAGGAGCUUGAGCAGGCAGCUGUGGAUGCAGGUGAAGCGGGGACUAGUGGAGUGCCGACUACUGAAGGAUGCUGGUGAGAAGAUGGAUGGCAGUGUCGGAGGUGAUGGCACGAUAGUGGGCAAUGAAGGAUAAUGUAGACGAGGCCUGAUCCCACUUUUUUAAUUUUCAUGUUAUGGUGCUUUAAUUUGAACAAUUUGGGGUUGUAAGUUUGAACAAUAGUUUUCUAGGUUUAAGGGUCACUGAUCCUUCAGACAAUAGGUAGGAUAACAAAGGUGGAUGGAUCCUCUGUUUGGGGGAUGAAUCCUUUGUUAUCCUGCUUCUUUGAUUUCUCCACACAAACAUUAACCGUUUGCUGAACUUAAUCUGGCCUAGAUGGAUGGUCCACGUUUUGCUGGUGAAAUCCAGGCCAGAAACUUUUGAUAAAUAUUAAUGGGCUUUAAUAAUAUUAGAUUUUUAACUA